Messenger RNA from Ailuropoda melanoleuca (giant panda), 581 nucleotides. RefSeq names its product H2A clustered histone 25 (gene H2AC25). The record is from RefSeq and is a predicted model, not a curated record. The coding region runs from base 43 to 435 and encodes 130 amino acids. The transcript has a single exon. Gene Ontology annotation, molecular function: protein heterodimerization activity; DNA binding; structural constituent of chromatin. NCBI's taxonomy places the organism in Eukaryota, Metazoa, Chordata, Mammalia, Carnivora, Ursidae. Gene Ontology annotation, cellular component: nucleosome.
GUGUCGUUUCUCGACUCCUUUUUCCCCGCGCUCGAUUUGGAAAUGUCCGGCAGAGGCAAGCAGGGCGGCAAGGCGCGAGCGAAAGCCAAGUCGCGCUCGUCGCGCGCGGGCCUGCAGUUUCCCGUGGGCCGCGUGCAUCGUCUACUGCGCAAGGGCAACUACUCGGAGCGUGUCGGGGCAGGCGCGCCCGUGUAUCUGGCGGCUGUGCUGGAAUACCUAACGGCCGAGAUCCUGGAGCUGGCGGGCAACGCGGCCCGCGACAACAAGAAGACGCGCAUCAUCCCGCGCCACCUGCAGCUGGCCAUCCGCAACGACGAGGAGCUCAACAAGCUGCUGGGCCGCGUGACCAUCGCGCAGGGCGGCGUCCUGCCUAACAUCCAAGCCGUGCUGCUGCCCAAGAAGACCGAGAGCCACCACAAGGCCAAGGGCAAGUGAGGCUGCGGAGGCGGCCGGUAACGGCCUUGUGCCCCGGGGGCCCCGUGACACCAAAGGCUCUUUUCAGAGCCACCCACAGUCUCAAGAAAAGAGCCGCACUGAGCACGCAGCUUUGCCUUGUCCUAGAGGUGCGUUCUCCCGGGAGC